ACCAUUACAGUUUCCAUUAAAACCAUUGCAAAUUUUAUGAAGGUUUCUUUUUUUUUCUGCAGGGAUGGAUUGUGCAUUUCUCUGUCCACAGUAGUGUGAUGCCAUCUAAAAUAACCAUGCAAUCAAAUAAAUAAUCAAAGAAUUAUGAUUUGUAAUUUAUGGUUAAUUGGUCAAAAUGUUGUCUGUGUUUUUUUUUUCUUUGUUUGUAUGUAAAACUCUUGGAUUACUUAUGUGUUCAUUGAUCUUCAGUUAAAUGCAAAAGAUUGGUCAGUUUCUGGAGGAAACAGUACCUCGAUUUUAGAAUUAGUUUAUUUAAAAUGAAAAUGUUGAAAAUUAUUGAAGGAACUUAAAUGUCUUAAAUGAAAUGUCUGGUUUAAAUAUGUAAAAUAUUUGUGAUUUAAUAACGAAAGAAGCCGCACUUUAUGAAUUUAAGCAUUUGUUUUAGUAAGUUAUCUAUAAUAUAGGCUUGUAAUGCAGUCACAAAAAAAGUACACAGAUAAACAAACAAACAAGCAAAUAAAUAAAUAAAUACAUAAAGUAAACAAGUACUUCCGGGAUGUUUUGCGCUCUCUGUGUUGAUUAGUGUAAAGCCCGCCCAUUCUCAUUUGUAAUUGGUCAACACAUGUCGUUCACCUUCACCUGAUUUGCUAGGAGCGCUACUAGUUUAGCGCGACGUAAUUUCCGCAGACGGCAUCGCCUAUUGGUCGGAACAGGGCGUGUGUUUUUCAAUGAGGGCGGAAAAAAUGGAGAGGAGAUCCAGGCGAGUGUAGAGUACACACUCUGAGCUGCUGGAGAGAUGAAGGCGCUUAUAUACGGGUUCUACGUUGCGGCUCUCGCGCUGCUGCUGACGGGGCUGCGCGAGCUGCUGUUCGGCUUCGAGGAGAACCGGUGCAGCAUGACCUACAUGUUCGAGUAUCCCGAGUACCGGCGUGUCCAGCUCCCACGACGAGUGGCACGUCAGUACCCUGCCUAUGGACUCUACCUAUAUGGUGAAGGUCUGUACGCUCAAGAAACUCAAAAUCUCAAACUCAGCGGUGCUCCUGUGCUCUUCUUACCUGGAAAUGCUGGCAGCUACAAGCAAGCUCGUUCUCUGGGCUCCGUGGCAUUGAGGAAAGCUGAGGGGUUGGAUGGAGAAAUCCAUCUGAACGUCUUCACCAUCGAUUAUAAUGAGGAGCUGGUGGCCCUGUAUGGUGGAAGCCUGAUCCGGCAAACUCGCUUCCUCCAUGAGAGCAUCAAGGUCAUCCUGCAGCUUUACAAGAACCUUCCAGAUCCUCCGAGCAGUGUGGUGUUGGUGGGUCACUCUAUGGGUGGUGUGAUCGCGCGAGCUCUGUUCUCCCUCCCUCGCUUUAAUCCUCGCCUAGUCAGCCUUAUCCUCACCCAGGCCUCUCCUCAUCAGGCCCCUGUUCUCUCCUUGGAUCCUUUCAUACUCGAUUUCUACUCGUCUGUCAGGCGGUGCUGGAGUGCCAAGGCAGAGGAUUUGCGUAACGUGACUGUGUUGUCUGUGGGCGGUGGAUACCGUGACUAUCAGGUUCGCUCAGGCCUGACCACCUUGACCUGCCCAGCUGAGGACCUGAACAAGAUGGUCGUUGUGGUGACUGCUGUUCCCAGGACAUGGGUGUCUACAGAUCACCUGUCCAUCGUGUGGUGUAAGGAGUUGGUGCUGGCCACAGUGCGAGCGUUCUUCGACCUCAUUGAGCCUGAAACGGGGCAGUUCACAAAGGAUACCGAGAGAAGGAUGUCUGUACUGAAUCAUCACUUCAUUCGCCACCCAGUACGGCUCCCUGGAGAGCAAACCAACUCCCCUGUCAGCUUCUCAGGCACCCUGGAGGCCUGGAGUGAAGUGAACACGCUCCGUCUGUUCUACAGCGCUCCCAAGGAAGUUCGAGUUCAGUACUUCCUGUUUGCGCUUUCCAGCCGGAGGAAAGCCUACACACACUUCUACUGCCGCAACAGUAACCUGGAAAUGUCCAGCUGGCUCUUUGGCUGCACGCAGAUGAACGGCUCCAUGUGUGUGCAAGCAGUGGAUUUGUCCUUCAGAACAGAACUACUUCCAGCCUAUAAAGUCAGAAAUGUGAAACUGAGUGAGCUGUUUGCCAUCUCUCAUCUGGUCAUUGAUGCCUCAAACCCCAAUGCACGACAGUUUAUAGUGGAGUGUGAGUGGCAGAGAGAGGAAAGCCUGACUGUCCCAGUACCUGUCCCUCAUGUUCUCUCUUUCGGUUUGACAGUAAGUGAGGUCACCAUCAACUCGUCCGGUCUACUGCACACACUACAACUGCAACACUUUCACCAGGUUUAUCAGGCCUUUAAAAUCACAGUAAGCAGCCAAUGCAAGGUCACCAAAGAAAGACUUCCCAGUAUCUACAGAUUAAAGGUGCCGUGGUUUCGAGAGGAUUCCUUCAUCACAGCAAGCAUUCCCUCAGUCACAGAGAUUAGUGGCAUGCUGCACACCAGUCGCCAAGACAACACCUCAAGUGCCCUUUUAUUGCUCCACACUGCUCCCAACUGCCAGUACAAGGUCUCAGUGCGCGCCUCCUUCCCUAAAGUACUCGGACAGAUCCUGCGUUUCUGUGGACCUGCGUUGCCUGUGUAUGUGGCUGUGGCGUUGCUGCUCGCAUUAAAGAGUCAAAUGUCUUCUGUCCUGCGAACGGGUCGAGCCGUGAACACGAGAGACACUGUAGCUAAAGGUUUACAGCUACAUAAACUAGAGCCUCCUGUCCUGCUGCUGCACCUGCUCCUCAGGCAAGGCUGGUUUCAGGAAGGCUGGUCUGCUCUUGGUCUCCCUGCAGUAGACCUCUUGUCUUUAACCACGUUGGAAGACCUAUCCCAUGAUGUAGUGGGGCCUAAGCAGGACUGGCCCCGCCUUGUUUCACCACUGCUGUGCAUUCUGGGUGCUGCAGUGGCGUUUUGGGGAAGUGCUGUUCUCAGCAUGUCUUUACGCGCCCUGUCUUUCCUCUUGGCUCCACUGCACAGGCCUUCAGUCUCUCGCCACUGUGGUACCCUUCAUCUUCCCGCUCAGAUCCUCCUCAUCCUCAGUCUGACUGCGCUGGGCAGACUCACCUGCGGAGCCCUUUCAGUCACCGCCGGCUUUCUGCUCCACCUCUACCGGGUUCUCCGCUUACAGAUGACCGAGAGGUCUUUAAGUCACAUGCUGAACCUGGCACCACAAAGUAUGCAGCAGAACACAGAGAACGGCUGCAGCACUAGUGAAGGCCAGAGGAAGCAUAAUGAAUGUAACGGCACCCCACUCCUAUCCGAGUCAGCACUACAGGAGGUCAGAGAUGACUUGCAGCUUCACCAGAAUGUGUCUGCACUGCUUACUCUACCUGUGAUGCUCAGCGCACCGUCGCUCAUCUACUGGAGCCGAAACAUCAGAUAUUCGGCUCAUUUGGAUCCAGACCCAUUCUGGCCACACAUAUUGCCUCUGCUCAUCGCCUCUGUGCUACUCGUCAACUGCAAUACGCUCACUCUGAGCCACAGUAAGCUGAUGCUGUGGCCGACCUUGCGCCUACUGCUCCCUCUCAGUGUAGCCAUGUUGACCUUUUCUACUCUUCAUCUGUAUCGGGUCACUCACUUCCUCUCUGCUGCUCUGACGCUGCUGGCGGCUUCCUGUUACCUCUGACCCCAUCUCAACCCUCCAGACCAGACCAAAACAGCCUUAGCAUGUCCUUGCAUUGGUGGUUCUCUCACAGUGAUUCCAGUGGAUUUAAAUCAUGUGAUUGGUCAUGUGACAUCAUGCUGCUGAACAGGGUAACGGAAUCCCAUACGGAGUCACGCUGUCUCUAUUUAUUAACAUUUUCUCUUCGGGGUUGUGCUUACCAUAAACAUGGAAUCAUAAUGGUUGACCAGCACUAGGCUCAGCCUGCUUAUUUUGCGUUUGUGUUUCUUUGCUUCUGGUUUUAGUAUCAUUAGUUGAUUAUUUGUUUCGGGAGCUAGCAUGUCUUACCUAGCACAUCGUGUUAAACAGCACCAGUGAAGCACAUGGAUCCACAUGGUGGCAGUGCGUUCUCUUAUUAUUUGACAGUCAACACAACUAGCACAACCGCCUUCUGGAGAUAUGAACCUCAAAAGACAACAUCAACAAAUCCUGCAAUGUUUUUGUUUUGUUUUUGUUUUUUUACAAGGAAAUUUUUUCAGUUUCUCCAAAUUUACCUCAAAUGUAGUCAGUAGAUCAGCCAGCAGAACAUGAUGAACAGUGUUCUGCUUUGGAGCUACAACCUGACGCUGAGAUGUUGUAGACGUAGCUCUCUUGGAAAAUCAGAAUCAGUUGUUUCCUCCCAAUUCGCCUACUAUCCAUCCUAAAUAGUAUCCAAGAGUAGAAUUAGUAUGUCCCAAAUGGUAGUAUGUUGAAAUGAGCGUCCCAAGGGUACCCGGAUGGUCUGUAAUUUCCAGUAGAUUUUCAGAGGUAUGGAUCCUUGGACGCUUUUUCAGUGAAUAUUUCCCACAACUCCUUGUGCAAGUGAGGGAGGAGUUUUGUGACUUUUUUUUUUUUUUUUUUUUUUAAAAGAGGUUUUAGAGAGUGUAAAUGAAAUAUGAGAAAAUAAAUCAAGGGAAUGAUAUAGUAUAAAUGAUAUAAGGAAUUCUGAAUGAUGAAAAGCUGAAAUGCAACGAGGAGUUUGUUUACAUUAACAAUGUAACUGCGUAAUUGAGCAACAACGUUCUCUUCCAUUACAUGACAUGUUGAUAUGUCCCAGUACUUACAUACUCUUUUGCUAGACACUCAAAAGUAUGUAGUUUUUCUUCAAAAAAGAAUACAUACUUUUAGUACAUCGUAUAAAUAGGCGAACUGGGACACAGCGAGUUUCUUCCUCAGAACAUUUUGGUAUCGCUUUGCCCACCUGUUCAGCUAAAAUGAUGCUUUUACAAAAUUUAAUUACUUAAUGUAAAGAUAUAUCCAGACUUGUGGACAUAUUUCUGUAAAAAUUUUCACUUGAAAUGUUUGGAGCCUUGCAGCUCCAGUACAAAGCUAAAGAUGCAAACAUCGAGAAACUUGACUAAUCGAUUUGGGGUAAAUGGAGAAAACCGUUUAAAUCGUAAACAUGGAUUUUUAUAGCUUACUCCACUUUUCACUGCUAGCCUACAUCACUGUCAUUUUGUUAUUUCCACUCUAGUGUAGAAUGCUAAUUUAUUUGUUUAUUUUUUUAUUUUUUUAGGUUUUGAAGAGUACACCUACAUGUACAGAAUUUAUUUGAGAAUAAAAGGUCCUUUACUAUUUAGGGCAGGACCUUUUGUUCAUUCGUGAAUGCGUCAACGUGUCUGUUGAAUUCAGACAUAGUUAAAGCCAUCUUUAUGCUUUAGAGUGUGGACAAUGCAAUGUGAUUGUUGUAAACAUGUCAGUAGGGCUCACAUCGCUCUCCUUUUCUCCCGUUACUCUUUAGACAGUGUGGGCUGCCACUGCAGGAUCUCUGCUGUCACUCCGUGUUUAGAAUCAGUACACACCAAAUCGUCCCAGUCACUCACCCAAUCAGAUCAAUCAGAUUGAGAUCCAGUGCCUUUCUUCAUGCCCUGUUCACCAAUAAGGACAGAUCAAUGAUUGUCAAUCAGACCAGCGUUCAUGAUCUGCUUCAAUACUCCAUUCUCUCAGAAAUACAAUAGGAAACUGAAUUUCUCUGUUAUGUUGGACCAAGUUCCCAAAAACACACUGCUCUGAGGAAUGACAUGCUGGUGUGUCGGCUGCACUGUGAAUGUACUGUGUGCGUGUGUGUGUGUAUGAAAGUGUAGGCCUGGAUACUAAUCAGUGUUGCCGUACAUCGGUUUCUUCUUCCUUGUGGUGAAAUCUAAAUGCAAGCAGGUUUCUUUUUCUAGUGAAAUAUUUGCCAUGGGGUUUUGUAUAACUGUUGAUGUUUGUGAUUUUUUUCUUAAAUUGGUGUACACCGUGACAUGCUGUGAUUGUGAUGUAUUUCUACACCAUCAGGUCUGACUAUGGCAAAAAGUCACCAUUUUACAUGGUGAAGAAUGAAAUUCUACACAAUUUCCCCCUUAACCAAAAGUGCAGUCAGUCGGCCGAGACACGUUUGGUGUCCAGUGUUUUGAUUAUUUAGUGUUGCGAUGGAGUGAAGUCAUACAGACUAGCUGGUGUGGAUUAGGACACGGUGCAACUUCUAUAAACAUGAACGGAACCUCACCGUGUAGCUAAACGCUCAUAGAGGACAGCCAUCUUGGAAAAACUGGUUUCAGAAGAGUCUGGUAUCAUUUCUCUCCUCUCAGCCCCCGCCUCCUAAACCUUGACUGUAUUGGACAUUAUGGAUGAUAAUAUGGUCUUUAAACUGAAAUGUGCUUUUGAAAUAUGGACUUUCCCAAUUAUAUUUACAAAUCCGUUUUAUUAAAAUUGAGGUUAUGUAGCUUAACAUUGCUAUUUGGAACAUGCAUAUGAAGUUUAAAAGAUUUCCAGAUUUAUUAUACCAUUAGCUUUAAAUGUCAGACACCAAACAUGUCUCAGCUUUUUGACUACACUCUGAGUAAAGGAGAAAUUGCCCAAAUUCAAUCUAUUCCUUUAAUAAUUUGCUCACUUAAAUAAGCGAUUCUGUGUGGAAACAGAUCCUGUUCUUGUGUAUUGUAGAAAUCUGGAGGGACUGUGUGAAAUCUAGAGGAACUACUCCUGCAGUCUCCAGUGUGAAAAAAGAAUGGUUCACAACAAGAUCUAUUCUCCCAAAUGUCAUUGAUCGGGAUCGAGUUUCUUUACAAAUAUUGCUGUUUUACUGUAAUAGUUUAAUUUCAUAACUACUAAAGCACAGUUGAGGUCAUGGGGCCAGGUUUACAUACAUCUUGCAGAAUCUGCCAAAUGUUAAUAAUUAAAAAACUAUUUAAAAAAAAAAAAAAAAAAGGAUAAUAAAAAUGGCAUUGCAUUUGGUUUUUUAUUUAGUGCGGCCCAGAAUAAGCUAUUUCACAUAACAGAUGUUACUGAAUUUACACAAAUAAACCAGUACAAACAUUUACAUUCACUUGAUUCUUAAUACUGCGUGUUGUUGCCUGGAUGAUCAACGACUGUGUUUGUGUCGUCAUAGAUGUUUACAAGUCCCUUGUUUGUCCUGAGCAGUUAAAUCUCUGAUUUGGCUACAUCACUCUCCUCUUCUCUCCACCAACAGCUGGUGUGUGGUGGACAUUCUGGCACAAUAGCUGCCGUCGUUUCAUCCAGGUGGAUGCUACACACUAGUGGUGGUUGAGGAGAUUUCCCCUCCAUACAAUGUAAAGCACUUUCUCUAGAAAAGCACUAUAUAAAUAUAAGGAAUUAUUAAAAGGUGCAAACAUUCACUGAUUCUCAAGAAAGCAACACGAUACAUUAAGAGCUGGGUGGUGUAAACUUUUGAACAGGAAGAUUGGUGUAAAAUUAUUUUGUUUAAAGUUCCCCCCCCACCCCCCCCCCCAAUUCAGUACUACCCUUCAGAAGCUACAUGAGAUAUUUCCAUGUUUCCCAGAAGAUAAAAUAAUACCAAUAACGACUUCUGCAAGGCAUAUGUAAACUCAUGACCUUAACUGUAAGUUAGAGUUUGGUCUAAUAUACAACCAGCACCAUAUUUCCUGGAGAGAACCUUCUCUUUUUACACCAAUGUAGAUUUAACUCUUCACAAUACAUACAGCUAAAGCAAUACGUCGGGUACGAAGGGUUUAAGUGUGGAAUUAAAGCUACAAGCGUUCUGGUCUGAAAUUUGAUGAAGGAAGUCGGAGUAAUUAGUGUGUGUAUAGAGAAUAUUUUUAUUUAUUAUUUACUCGACUCGCAGCUCACUGCCUCAUGAACCAAAAUACUGUUGUGGCAUACCAAAAUUAGAUUAGAGUGGACACAACCUGCCAUACAGAUGACUUCAUAUAACUGUAUUAACCUGAAUGUAUGUGGUAUUUUUUUUCUAUUAAAAAAUUGACUGGUUUGGUAAGUUAUAGUGUUUAUUUAAAGUAAUCUGAUGUAUUACUGUUUUGUGUUUUUUUUGGUGGUGGUGGUGGUUUCCUUUCACUACUUUUUCACUUUUUUAAUACGUUUGUUAAGGUGUAUUGAACCAAGGUAUUGAAUCGAUCACCCCAUGUUCCUUGUUUAAGCUUUGUGUUUUACAGGACAGUAGUAAUGUUUUAUUCUCAUGAACAAAUUAGACACAUGUACAGAUUAAUCAUUUGAGUUGCUUUUCUUGAUUUGAAUAACAUUCUGUGCUAACAGACAAUGAAAGGCCUUUUCCUCGUGCCGCUCUGUUUAAGGCAGUAUCUGUAUACUGUAUAAGUACACAAUAUUCUCCAUGAAUGAAAGCUAACACUUUAUUAUUAUUAUUAUUAUUAUUGUUAUUAUUAUUGGUCCACUUGAAAUGAAACCGUCUUUAAGCUACAUCACUUGUGCUUAUUGUUGUCUUAAUGCAGCGACUAAACCUUUAAUUAUUUGUUAUUCAUCAAGAAUAUUUGUUAUAUGAUGUGAUACUGUAAAUGCUGCCAAUGACAGAAUAAGAAUGAAACAUGUUCGUUCUUUUUCUGAAGGGUUCUUGUAAAGGAUUUAUUGCUAUUUAGUGCUGGGCAGUGUAAGGGAGCAUUGUCUACUGUUUUGUUUUAAUACCGAUUUCUUGAAUCUAACAGAGUGUGUACGAUCAAACAAAGUAAAUGUUCAAAGCUUAGAGACUUGAUAUAGUCCUGUAAUUAAUCAAGUGCAAGGCUACUGCUGAUUGUUGCCAAGGUCGAGUGACCAAGUGAACUUUUGUUCAUUCUCAGGAUAUAAAGUUGUUGUAAAGUUGUGUUGUGAAGCUGUGUGGUGGCUUUUAAUGUUAUUUUUAAAUUUUAUUUUAAAUAUGUGUGUGUGUGUGUGUGUAUAUAUAAGCUACACAUUUUAACUAAUGUUUACAUGAAAUUUGUGAGAACUGUUAAAAAAAAAAAAAUAAAUAAAAUGGUGAAUGUUUCGA
Messenger RNA from Ictalurus furcatus (blue catfish), 8864 nucleotides. It is a transcript of the gene pgap1, whose product is annotated as post-GPI attachment to proteins inositol deacylase 1. Lineage: Eukaryota; Metazoa; Chordata; Actinopteri; Siluriformes; Ictaluridae. Gene Ontology annotation, molecular function: phosphatidylinositol deacylase activity. Bases 797 to 3619 code for a protein of 940 amino acids. Gene Ontology annotation, cellular component: endoplasmic reticulum. The record is from RefSeq and is a predicted model, not a curated record. Gene Ontology annotation, biological process: endoplasmic reticulum to Golgi vesicle-mediated transport; GPI anchor metabolic process. The transcript has 26 exons.